Messenger RNA from Ipomoea triloba (trilobed morning glory), 780 nucleotides. RefSeq lists its product as uncharacterized. The record is from RefSeq and is a predicted model, not a curated record. The coding region runs from base 1 to 780 and encodes 259 amino acids. Gene Ontology annotation, molecular function: nucleic acid binding. Gene Ontology annotation, biological process: DNA integration. The transcript is spliced from 2 exons. NCBI's taxonomy places the organism in Eukaryota, Viridiplantae, Streptophyta, Magnoliopsida, Solanales, Convolvulaceae.
AUGGGAGCCCGCCACGUCAAGAUUUGUACUGAUUCUGCCUUGGUGAUCGGCCAAGUGACGGGAACCUUCGAGGCUAAGGGUGCUCGGUUGGUUCAUUACCGGGAUUACUCCCUCUCGAUCAUGGGAUCCUUCGACUCGUGUGUCGCUGAAAAUGCGAAUAUGCUAUCUCGAUUAUCUCACAAAACUCUCGAGUACAUUUCAAAAGUUGCCCAGAUAGAAGAGGUCUCAGCAGCUUGCAUUGACGUCGCCCCCUUAGCCCCGGUAAGCGAGGAAGGUGAAGACUGGAUAUCCGACCUGAGGGUUUAUAUUGAAACUAGGGUCUUACUCGAGGAUGAAGCAAGAGCUCGGAAAGCUAAGUUGUGCGCUCCUCGAUUUCAAGUCGAGCCGCUCGCUACAAUCACGUCCUAUCAGUGCGCCCGUUUUCUAUGGAGGAAUGUCGUCUCCCGGUUUGGAGUUCCAGUGCAGGUGGUCACGGAUAACAGGAGACAGUUUGAGGGGGAAUACUUUCAGAAUUCUUUGGCAACCAUCGGUACAAAAUCUGUCCGGGCGUUAGUGGCGUACCCUCAAGGCAACGGCCAGGUUGAAAACGCUAAUCAGACCAUCUUGGAAGGGCUAAAGAAGAAACUACAUUCCGCCGGACGCAACUGGGCCGAUGAACUUCCUUACAUCCUAUGGUCGUACCGGACGACCCCGCGUAAAGCUACCAAGGAAACGCCUUUCGCGUUAGUUUAUGGAGCCGAAGCCUGGUUUCCCGUAGAGGCGUGGAUCCCGACCUCCUAG